Messenger RNA from Poecilia reticulata (guppy), 2910 nucleotides. NCBI's taxonomy places the organism in Eukaryota, Metazoa, Chordata, Actinopteri, Cyprinodontiformes, Poeciliidae. The record is from RefSeq and is a predicted model, not a curated record.
GACAAACUGAUGAUAGUGGUGGGAAGCCUGUGUGCCCUGAUCCAUGGCUCAGCUUCGCCUCUCAUGCUCCUGGUGUACGGCAUGAUGACCAACACUUUUGUGGCUUAUGAGCUGGAAGUCCAAGAGCUCAAAGACCCAAACAAGGAGUGCAUAAACAACACCAUUCAUUGGACCAAUGGCUCCAUUUAUGAAACAACUGACAAUACCACGGUUUCUUGUGGGGUGAAUAUCGAAGCACAGAUGACCAUGUUUGCAUAUUAUUACAUUGGCAUCGGGUUAGGUGUUCUGAUUGUUAGUUACUUUCAGAUUGUCUUCUGGGUGUCAGCAGCUGCAAGACAAACUCACAAAAUCAGAAAAACGUAUUUCAGGAAAGUUAUGCAAAUGGAAAUUGGAUGGUUUGACUGCAACUCUGUUGGGGAACUGAACACAAGGAUAUCUGAUGAUAUCAACAAGAUCAACAAUGCUAUUGCCGAUCAGGUGUCCAUUUUCAUCGAAAGGAUCUCAACGUUUGUGUUUGGCUUCACGGUUGGAUUCAUUGGCGGGUGGAAGCUGACUUUGGUUGUCAUAGCAGUCAGCCCUCUGAUUGGCAUAGCUGCUGGACUCAUGGCCAUGGCUGUGGCCAGACUAACUGGAAGAGAGCUGACAGCCUACGCAAAGGCAGGAGCAGUGGCAGACGAGGUCCUGUCAUCCAUCAGGACGGUUGCAGCGUUUGGAGGGGAGGAAAAGGAAGCUGAAAGGUAUGACAGAAACCUCAUUGAAGCUCAGAACUGGGGUGUAAAAAAAGGUUCAAUUAUAGGAGUGUUUCAAGGAUACCUGUGGUGCAUCAUCUUCCUGUGCUAUGCCUUGGCCUUUUGGUACGGGUCUAAACUAGUCAUUGACACCAAGGAACUGACUCCAGGGAGCCUAAUUCAGGUUUUCUUUGGAGUGCUGAUGGCAGCUAUGAACCUUGGCCAGGCCUCACCAUGUCUGGAGGCCUUUGCUUCUGGUCGGGCAGCAGCAAAAAAUAUUUUUGAAACAAUUGAUCGGGAACCAGAAAUUAAUUGUUUCUCAGAUGAUGGACAUAAAUUAGACAAAGUAAAGGGUGACCUGGAGUUCCACAACAUCACCUUCUUCUAUCCAUCUCGACCUGACGUUAAGAUUUUAGAUAACCUGAGUAUGCAGAUUAAGGCGGGAGAAACGACUGCUUUUGUUGGACCGAGUGGAUCUGGAAAGAGCACCACAAUUCAACUCAUUCAAAGAUUUUAUGAUCCACAGGAAGGAACGGUGUCUUUGGAUGGCCAUGAUAUUCGCACAUUAAACAUCCAGUGGCUCCGUUCUCUCAUUGGUAUUGUGGAGCAGGAACCAGUGCUGUUUGCCACAACUAUUGCUGAAAAUAUACGCUACGGCCAGCCUGGAGUAACCACGGAAGAAAUCAUCCAAGCAUCAAAAGAGGCCAAUGCUUACAACUUUAUUAUGGCUCUCCCACAGAAGUUUGACACACUAGUGGGUGAAGGUGGAGGCCAGAUGAGUGGAGGACAGAAGCAGAGGAUUGCAAUAGCUCGAGCUCUCAUCAGAAACCCUAGGAUCCUGCUGCUGGACAUGGCCACAUCAGCCCUAGACAAUGAGAGUGAAGCUGUAGUCCAAGAAGCUCUGGAUAAUGUACGUGCAGGAAGGACAACCAUCUCCAUCGCCCACCGUCUGUCCACAAUCAGAAAUGCAGAUGUGAUUGUCGGAUUUGAACAUGGACGUGCUGUGGAGAGAGGAACGCACAGCGAGUUACUAGAAAAGCAAGGCGUGUACUUCACUCUUGUGACCCUGCAGAACCAAGGUUCACCCAACACAGCUAAUGAAGUCAUUACUGAACCAAAUGAGGAUGAAUUUGAUCUAAAAGUUGGGAAUUCUAGACAUGGAAGUUGUAGAUCUACCAAAAGCAGGAGGUCUGUACGCCUGCGAUCUCGGAGCCAACUGUCAAGUGACUUUGUCCCAGACGCAUUGUCCGGAAGCUUCAUGAUCCCUUCGGAUCUCCAGAUAACACCUAAAGAUGUGACUGAGGAUGACCCUGAAGAAAACAAAGAGUCAGCUCCAGUUGCACGGAUCCUGAAGUACAACCAACCAGAAUGGCCGUACAUGCUGUUGGGAUCACUGGGAGCUGCAGUCAAUGGCUCAGUCAACCCCGUCUAUGCGGUCCUGUUCAGCCAGAUUCUCGGGACUUUUGGCGUUCAGGACUUAAAUCAGCAGCGGAAAGAGAUCAACGGGAUCUGCAUUCUGUUUUGCAUUGUGGCUGUGAUCAGUUUCUUUUCACAGUUUCUGCAGUUAAUUGAUGGUCACCCAUCCCAUGCCGUCAACGUUCCCUUCCUGAGGUCUCAGAUUGGCAUAGUGUCACAGGAACCAGUUUUAUUUGACUGCAGCAUAGUAGAGAACAUCCAAUAUGGAGAUAACACUCGGACUGUUGCCAUGGAGGAGGUUGUGGAGGCUGCCAAGAAGGCCCAUCUUCAUGACUUUGUGAUGGGUCUACCAAAUAAAUAUGAGACUCAGGUUGGUGCCCAGGGUUCACAGCUGUCAAGGGGACAGAAGCAACGCAUUGCUAUCGCCAGAGCCAUUGUCCGAAACCCCAAAAUCCUGCUGCUAGAUGAGGCGACUUCUGCUCUGGACACAGAGAGUGAACAGACUGUUCAGUCUGCGCUUGAUGAAGCAAGAAAAGGACGAACCUGCAUUGUCAUUGCUCACCGGCUCUCCACCAUCCAGAAUGCAGACAUUAUAGCGGUAAUGUCCCAAGGAGUGGUCAUCGAACAAGGCACACAUGAUAAACUCAUGGCUAAGAAGGGAGCAUAUUACAAACUGGUCACAACAGGAGCUCCGAUCAGCUAAUCACUUGGAGCAACAAACAAUAUUAAGAAUCUUUGAUAAAAUAAAUCAGUACAUCACUGUGAA